Molecule: messenger RNA, 2756 nt
Organism: Cicer arietinum (chickpea)
Lineage: Eukaryota; Viridiplantae; Streptophyta; Magnoliopsida; Fabales; Fabaceae
Product: pentatricopeptide repeat-containing protein At2g03880, mitochondrial-like
Biological process (GO): RNA modification
Molecular function (GO): RNA binding; zinc ion binding; protein binding
Source: RefSeq, a predicted model, not a curated record
CCGGUAAGGCCUACACUUGAGAUGUUGAGGUUGCUACACACCUUUCUCUUACCCUCAGUUCAUGAGCUUCAAAAGAGCCUUGCAAAUCCUCUACCUUCAUCUUAUCAAGAUCCUUUGAUUCUUCAAUUGCCACCACUAUGUGAUCAUACAUUUGUGUUAAUGUUCUAAAGAUCUUUACAAUAAUCACCACUUUAGUUAAUGAUUCACCAUUUGUUCUCCUCUGAUUAACAACAACCUGCUCACAUUGAAGUAAUAGUUGGUAUUGCCUUCUUGGCAUCAAGAGCUUGGGUUAUAAUUCUUGGAAAACACGAGUGCAAGUGUUAGGGAAAUGAAAAAUUGGGAAACACAAAUGAGUGAAAGAAAGAAAGAAGUUUAAGUCAUGUGCUCCUAAAAAUACCUCUUAAAUAGUGGUUCAUGGUUAAACAUUUAGGUAUCAUCAUGGCAGAUUGGCAGCAUAAACUUUUGUAUUGGAAUUUGCCCCAAAAGAAACCAUAUUAUGCCUGAUAAUCCUGAACUUAUGUUUGUGUUUGGACAUUCGAUCAUCAUAUGCAAACUUGGAAGUUGUUUUGACUCUUUUUGCUCGGUAGUGACGAAAAAACAAUAAAAUAAAUAUGUUCAUGAAGUACUAGUCAAUUACAUGUACUCUCAUUCUCAAUGGUAGCUCAAUCUUGCGUUCGUCUUCUAUAUACCUGCAGACACGUUUUCCAUAUCAGACAAGUUCACGCUAACGUGUUAAUCAACGGAACAUUCAAUGAUCUCGUUGUUGCAAACAAACUCCUUUAUUUCUAUGUCCAACACAAGGCCAUUGAUGAUGCACACCAUCUGUUUGAUGAAAUGCCAAUGAGAGAUCCAACAACUUGGAGUGUCAUGAUUGGUGGAUUUUCCAAGCUUGGUGAUUAUGCCAAUUGUUAUGCAACCUUUAGGGAAAUUCUUAGAUAUGGUGUUACCCCUGAUAACUACACUUUACCUUUUGUGAUUAGAACUUGUAGGGACAGAAAGGAUUUUCAAAUGGGUCAAAUGAUUCAUGAUGUGGUAUUGAAACAUGGGCUGUUAUUGGAUCAUUUUGUUUGUGCUACUCUUGUGGAUAUGUAUGCUAAGUGUAUGGUGAUUGAGGAUGCACGCCGGUUAUUUGAUAUAAUGCUUAGUAAGGAUCUUGUAACGUGGACGGUUAUGAUUGGUGGUUAUGCGGAUUGCAAUGCAUAUGAGUCGUUGGUUUUGUUUGAUCGGAUGAUGGAAGAAGGUUUUGUUCCCGAUAAGGUUGCUAUGGUGACGGUUGUUAAUGCUUGUGCUAAAUUGGGGGCUAUGCAUAAGGCUAGGUUUGUUAAUGAGUAUAUUUGUAGGAAUGGUUUCUCUUUGGAUGUGAUCUUGGGGACUGCAAUGAUUGACAUGUACGCCAAGUGCGGAUGCGUCGAGUCUGCAAGAGAGGUUUUCGAUAGGAUGAAAGAGAGAAACGUUAUUUCGUGGAGUGCCAUGAUCGCCGCCUAUGGAUAUCAUGGGAAGGGAAAAGAAGCUCUUGACUUAUUUCAUAUGAUGUUGAACUCUGCGAUUUUGCCAAAUAGGAUCACAUUUGUCUCGCUCUUAUAUGCUUGUAGUCAUGCAGGACUAAUCGAAGACGGUCUUCGCUUCUUCAAUUCGAUGUGGGAAGAUUAUGCUGUUAGACCUGAUAUCAAACAUUAUACCUGUGUGGUUGACCUUUUUGGACGUGCAGGGAGGCUAGACGAGGCGGCGAAAUUGAUAGAGACCAUGUCAGUUGUAAAAGAUGAAAGGCUCUGGAGUGCUUUGCUUGGAGCAUGUAGAAUUCAUGGGAACAUGGAGUUGGCUGAAAAGGCAGCGAAUUCUCUUCUUGAACUACAGCCUCAAAAUCCAGGGAACUAUGUUUUACUAUCUAAUAUAUAUGCAAAAGCUGGUAAGUGGGAAAAGGUGGCAGAAUUUAGGAAUAUGAUAACCCAAAGGAAGCUGAAGAAAGUUCCUGGAUGGACAUGGAUCGAAGUUGAUAAUGAAACCUAUCAGUUUAGUGUUGGAGAUAGAUCACAUCCUCAAUCAAAUGAAAUCUAUGAAACGUUGAUGAGUGUAAUUAGGAAGUUGGAGAUGGCUGGCUAUGUACCUGAUACAGAAUUUGUGUUGCAAGAUGUUGAAGACGAAGUCAAGAAAGAAAUGUUGUACACACACAGUGAAAAACUAGCUAUUGCAUUUGGACUAAUUUCCAUCCCACAGGGUGAUCCCAUUAGGAUCUCUAAAAAUCUGAGGGUCUGUGGUGAUUGUCACACGUUUUCUAAGAUGGUAUCGGCGGUUAUGAGAAGGUCAAUAAUUGUUCGGGAUGCGAAUCGGUUUCACCAUUUUAAUGAAGGGACUUGCUCGUGUGGGGACUAUUGGUAGCAUAUACAAUCUACACAGGUCAAUUUUUUGUGUGCGUCUAACUAAAUAUAACAUGCAAACUAUAAUGUACCAAAAAAUGUAUGAAACUUUUGCAAUGUGAUUUUUUACUACAACAGCUUGGUACUUGGUAAGUUCAAAGUCCAUAUAAAGGACUUCAUCAUUUAUGAGUUGAAUUUUUGAAAAAAAAAACACCUUAUUUAAUGUAAACAGAGAAGAAUGUCAUUGAUCCACAAUAUUUGAUGAUAGAAUAAAAAACAAAAAUAUGGGAAUCUAGAUUGUUUUUAUUUUGAACCUGUAACAUGGUAUGUAAAUUACAUUUGCUAGCUCCGGCUAACUAAUUAUAUUAAGAUAUUACUGAAAUCAAAUUAUGCUAUUGUGAA